Carassius carassius (crucian carp) is the source of this 1022-nucleotide messenger RNA. Its product is annotated as protein PAT1 homolog 2-like. Bases 1 to 900 code for a protein of 299 amino acids. Gene Ontology annotation, molecular function: RNA binding. The transcript is spliced from 7 exons. The record is from RefSeq and is a predicted model, not a curated record. Gene Ontology annotation, cellular component: P-body. Gene Ontology annotation, biological process: deadenylation-dependent decapping of nuclear-transcribed mRNA; P-body assembly. NCBI's taxonomy places the organism in Eukaryota, Metazoa, Chordata, Actinopteri, Cypriniformes, Cyprinidae.
AUGUCUGAUAAAGAGAAGGAAUGGAUAAUCAGGCUGCAGAUGAUCCAGCUACAGAGUGAAAAUCCACGUCUGGACGACUACUAUUACCAGGAGUACUAUCAGAGGAUGGAAGCCAAACUUGCUGAAGAGGAAGUUUUGGGUGACCGAUCAAAGAAGGAACCACCUAAACUCACUACCCCUUAUGUUACCAAAACACUCUUGUAUAUCCCAGGUGUGUUGUACAUAGUUUUGUUAGAAGUGGAAGAGGCAGACAAAAUGAAGGCAACAGUGUCUGACAAAGAUGAGGAAAGGCGGUUGGUGCAGAACAUUAAGAAGAAGGUGGAACAGCUUUAUAAUGAGUUGCGGUGCACUAAUCUAUUGGACUCUGGAGAGGAAUUUCUUUCCUGUCUACUAAUAUCAAAAGGAAAGAGGAUGCUGGCCAGACUCCUCCCCUUCCUGUCACAUGAUACAUCUCUGCAUAUCCUGGGUGUAGUGACCAAACACCUUCCAGUAUUGAUGAGCAGAGAUGCAGAUGAGGCUCUGCCUGUUUUGUAUCCAUCUCUCCGUGUUGUGAUUGAUCGACUUGCAUUCAGUCAGCUAAUCCAAAUUCUCAAAGAGUUCACCACAUCACUGCCUGACUCGAAAGACACAUGUUUAACAUUGGCCUGUCAAAAUAAGUUUGGUCUGUCGCUGUUGUAUGCUCUGCUCUCACAGGGCGAAAGGAUUUUAUCUUCUGACUUUCCCAUGGAGCCCAGCAUUGGAGAUUUUGAGGCCUGGACGGAAACAGUUUUCCAUGUGGCCCUGCAGCUAUCCCAGACAACUCCUGCUGAGCCCUUUCUUCUGCCCUCCAACCUGCUAACACUGUUCUGUCGAUAUCUUGACAAGCAGACUGUGCACCAACUAAAGAACAACUUGGAGUGAGUCCAAACACUGCACUCAGUACUCUGCACUUGGCAUAUCUCUUAGGACAGGGGUGUCCAAACAUGUUUAUGGAGGGCUAUUGUCCUGCAGAGUUUAGCUCCAACCAUAAUUAAACACGCCUG